Molecule: messenger RNA, 741 nt
Organism: Aspergillus heteromorphus CBS 117.55
Lineage: Eukaryota; Fungi; Ascomycota; Eurotiomycetes; Eurotiales; Aspergillaceae
Product: Erg28 family protein
Exons: 2
Coding region: 189-614 (141 amino acids)
Cellular component (GO): endoplasmic reticulum; membrane
Molecular function (GO): protein-macromolecule adaptor activity
Source: RefSeq, a predicted model, not a curated record
GGCGGCGCCGGAACCACCGUUGUUCCGGCCAUGAAGCCAGCAGCAGUCAACCGAUUAGAUCAUAUCGGCCGUACGGAGUAACUACUCCUCUACUCUACUCCCCUCGCAAUUAUCAGCCUCCCCCAACCAAGUGUCCCUCCAAGCUUCUGUCCAUUAUCCCGAGCUUCCUUCCCACGCCGCGUGCAACAAUGGCUGCCCUUCUUUCCUAUCUGCCGCCCUUCGAGGGUCUGCUGCCCAAGUGGCUCUUCCUGGUCUCCGUCGUCUCAGCAGCAAACAGUAUUCAGGCCUACCGAUCCGAGUCAUAUGCCGCGGAUCUCUACAAUGGCAGGACCGCUGACGGUCGCCCACACACCAACGCUCUCUCCGCGCGCACCUUCGGUACUUGGACCUUCCUCUCCUCUAUCGUCCGCCUCUACGCCGCGUAUUACAUCACAACCCCUGCCGUGUACGAUCUCGCCCUGUGGACCUUCGGCAUUGCCCUGCUGCACUUUGUUGGCGAGUGGGUGGCUUUCGGGAGUGCGCAGCUGAAGGGUCGCUUUGUCAGCCCUCUGAUUGUUGCGUCAUCCACGUUGACGUGGAUGUUGACCCAGAGGGAGUGGUAUUUGUCUGCUUAGAUUACAAGAUAGAUUUCUUGCGGUGUUGUUUUUGUUUUUUUUUUUCCUGCGGGAUUCUACAAGUCGGGACGAGGAUGCGCUCUGACCUAGUCUAUCUACUGUCGCGUUUACUUAACAAUAAGAAUCC